Messenger RNA from Cuscuta europaea, 3339 nucleotides. The record is from the annotation of a GenBank genome assembly. NCBI's taxonomy places the organism in Eukaryota, Viridiplantae, Streptophyta, Magnoliopsida, Solanales, Convolvulaceae.
GGAAAAAAGGUGAAGACUUGAUAGGGAAACAUGGGAUUGAAUCAAGAAAUGUGGAAAGUUUUUGUGGUGUGGGCAGUGGUGUUAUUGGGCACUUGGGUUUCUGUUGGAACUGCUUCUGUAUCUUAUGAUAAGAACUCUUUCAUCAUCAAUGGCCAAAGAAAGAUUCUUAUUUCUGGAUCAAUUCACUAUCCAAGAAGUACCCCUGAGAUGUGGCCAGAUCUUUUUCAGAAAGCAAAAGAAGGAGGAUUGGAUGUAAUCCAAACCUAUGUUUUCUGGAAUGGGCAUGAACCUAAAGCUGGCCAAUAUUAUUUUGAGGGGAGAUAUGAUUUAGUGAAGUUCAUAAAGUUGGCACAACAAGCUGGACUUUAUGUUCAUCUCAGAAUUGGACCUUAUGCUUGCGCUGAAUGGAACUUUGGCGGUUUUCCCGUUUGGCUGAAGUAUGUUCCAGGUAUUAGUUUCAGGACAGAUAAUGGACCUUUCAAGGCUGCAAUGCAGAAGUUCACCACAAUGAUUGUUAACAUGAUGAAAACACAAAGGCUGUAUGAAUCUCAGGGUGGUCCAAUCAUCUUAUCUCAGAUUGAGAAUGAAUAUGGUCCAAUGGAGUAUGAACUGGGUGCUCCAGCAAAAGCUUAUGCACAGUGGGCUGCUGGAAUGGCUGUCGGCCUCAACACAGGCGUCCCAUGGGUCAUGUGUAAGCAAGAUGAUGCCCCUGAUCCAGUUAUUAACGCAUGCAAUGGUUUUUAUUGUGACUGGUUUUCACCAAAUAAGGCUUAUAAACCAAAGAUGUGGACUGAAGCCUGGACUGCCUGGUUUACUGGAUUUGGAGGUGCAGUACCUUACCGUCCAGCUGAGGACAUGGCUUAUGCCGUAGCAAAGUUCAUAAUGACUGGGGGCUCAUUUAUCAAUUAUUACAUGUAUCAUGGGGGAACAAACUUUGGUAGGACUGCUGGAGGUCCUUUUGUUGCAACAAGUUAUGACUAUGAUGCUCCUCUUGAUGAAUACGGAUUAAUACGGGAACCUAAAUGGGGUCAUUUGAAUGAUCUGCAUAGAGCAAUAAAGCAGUGCGAACCAGCAUUAGUCUCUGGAAAUCCAAAUAUAAUAUCACUAGGCAACCAUCAAGAGGCACGUGUAUUCAAGUCUAAGUCUGGAGCCUGUGCUGCCUUCCUUGCAAAUCAUGACCAAAACUCUUUUGCUAAAGUGGCUUUUGGAAACAUGCAUUACGACUUGCCACCUUGGUCCAUCAGCAUACUUCCUGACUGCAAGAAUACUGUUUAUAAUACUGCAAGGGUUGGUGCACAAAGCACACAAAUGAAAAUGACUCCCGUCAGUCGUGGAUUCUCUUGGCAAUCAUAUAAUGAAGAGACAUCAUCUUAUGAUGAUAAUGUAUUUACAGCUACUGGGCUGUUGGAGCAGAUAAAUACCACAUGGGAUUCUACUGAUUAUUUGUGGUAUAUGACAGAUGUGAGCAUUGAUCCAAGUGAAGCGUUUCUGAAAGGAGGAAAGUGGCCUUGGCUCAAUGUAUAUUCAGCUGGCCAUGCCUUGCAUGUCUUCAUAAAUGGUCAAUUAGUUGGAACUUCCUAUGGAAAUUUAGAAAAUCCCAAAAUAGCGUUCAGUAAAGCCGUAUAUCUGAGAGCUGGAGUCAAUAAAAUCUCACUUCUAAGCAUUGCUGUCGGUCUUCCGAAUGUUGGUCCUCAUUUUGAGACGUGGAACGCUGGUGUACUUGGCCCUGUUUCACUUAGCGGUCUUAAUGAGGGAAAGAGAGAUUUGACCUGGCAAAAAUGGUCUUACAAGAUUGGUCUUGAAGGAGAAGCGCUGAAACUUCAUUCGGUUACUGGUAGCUCUUCUGUUGAGUGGGCUGCGGGUUCUUUAGUGGCUGAAAAACAGCCUCUAACGUGGUAUAAGUCAACAUUCGAUGCUCCAACAGGAAAUGAGCCUUUGGCUUUGGAUAUGAAUACCAUGGGUAAGGGACAGGUAUGGAUAAAUGGUGAAAGCAUCGGACGCUAUUGGCCAGCAUACAAAGCAUCCGGUGCAUGUGGUUCCUGUAGCUAUACCGGUUGGUUUACUGAGAAAAAAUGUGUAAGGGGAUGUGGAGGGCCUUCACAAAGAUGGUAUCAUGUUCCUCGUUCCUGGCUCCGUCCAACGGGAAAUCUGAUAGUUGUGGUUGAAGAAUUGGGAGGGGAUCCUUACGGAGUCUCUUUGGUGAAAAGAGAGGUGGAGAGUGUCUGUGCGGAUAUAUUUGAAGGGCAACCACAGUUGAUGAAUUGGGAGAUGGAAACAUCAGGCAAAGUUAGCAACCAACUUAGGCCUAACGCUCAUCUCUCAUGUGGACCUGGUCAGAAGAUUACUUCCAUCAAAUUUGCUAGCUAUGGUACACCACAAGGAAGCUGUGGAAGCUUCCAGGAAGGAAGCUGCCAUGCUUUCCAUUCAUAUGAUAUUUUUGAAAAGUAUUGCAUCGGGUGGAACACCUGCACAGUACCUGUAACUCCAGAAUCCUUUGGAUCAGGAGAUCCGUGUCCUAAUGUCAUGAAGAAACUUUCAGUGGAAGUUGUUUGCAGUUGAUGAUUUUGGAAGUAUUGAUUUAGUUCCUCGCUCCAACAUACGUAAAUGCUUUGAGGUUGAACGUUUUGUGAAUUGCUUGAUUGAGACAAGAAAUGAGCUAGAGCACAAGUCUGAGACCAUCCAAAGAAAAUUCACCAUAACAAAGGCCUUAAUAUUUCGGGCUGAUAGGUCUUCAUUAGAUCGCCUUAGACAACAGAUGUACAAGUUAGAAUUAGAGCAAAAGAGACUGGAAGAGGAUGCUUUUGUAUAUAAUUGGCUCCAACAGCAACUUAAACUCUCUCCAGCAUACAAAAAGAUGAUUGAGAUUGGUGCUUCCUUAGAAAGAAAAUCCAAGUCUCGUGAAAUAAAGAAUACCGAUGUCGAAGAAUUUACUGAGAUUUCAUUCGAAGAAUUACUAGCACGAGAAAAGAAGGAUGUUUUUUGGCAGAGGUGUGGGAAAUCUAAACCCCCUUGCUCUGGUUAACCGACGGACAAUGGAAAUUCGUUCUGGUGAGGUGCUUCACGGCAGCAGCUUGUACACCUGACACUCAGCAGCAAUUUUUGAGCAGCCUGCGAUGCUUGGCUUGCUGUCAUAGAGAAUAGAUCUAUAAGUAACUGAUAAUAGUGUAGUUACAAACAUACAACAUCUUUUAUAUAUUUUCUUGCUAGUUUAUUAUUAGUAGCUUCUUCCAACUGAAGCUAAUAUAUUCCCGUGCUCUAUUCUGGCCUUGUUAGUCUGCUCUUUUAUUUGGCCUUUAUGUGCUGAUUGAUGAUUUUGUGAUUUCUUGAAUUGCAUACCAG